AUGCUCUUGUCGCCAUCAGAUGAUAGACCCACGAUGCUGCUGUCGCCCUCAGCUGAUAGACUCACGAUUCUCCUGUCGCCCUCAGAUGGUAGACCCAUGAUGCUCCUGUCGCCCUCAGAUAAUAGACCAACGAUGCUCCAGUCGCUCUCAGAUGAUAGACCAACGAUGCUCUUGUCGCACUUAGAUCAUAGACCCAUGAUGCUCCUGUCGCCCUCAGAUGAUAGACCCACGAUGCUCCUGUCUCCCUCUGAUGAUAGACCAACGAUGCUCCUGUCGUUAUCAAAUGAUAGACCCCCACGUUGCUUAUGUCGCCCUCAGAUGAUAGACCCACGAUGGUCAUGUCGCCAUCAGAUGAUAGACCCACGAGGCUCUUGUCGCCCUAAGAUGAUUGAACCCUAA
Messenger RNA from Procambarus clarkii (red swamp crayfish), 399 nucleotides. RefSeq lists its product as uncharacterized. The record is from RefSeq and is a predicted model, not a curated record. NCBI's taxonomy places the organism in Eukaryota, Metazoa, Arthropoda, Malacostraca, Decapoda, Cambaridae.